This is a messenger RNA of Blastomyces gilchristii SLH14081, 1335 nucleotides long. Its product is annotated as serine/threonine protein kinase. Bases 1 to 1335 code for a protein of 444 amino acids. Gene Ontology annotation, cellular component: nucleus; cytoplasm. The transcript has 2 exons. Gene Ontology annotation, biological process: meiotic recombination checkpoint signaling; protein phosphorylation. Gene Ontology annotation, molecular function: protein serine/threonine kinase activity; protein binding; ATP binding. NCBI's taxonomy places the organism in Eukaryota, Fungi, Ascomycota, Eurotiomycetes, Onygenales, Ajellomycetaceae. The record is from RefSeq and is a predicted model, not a curated record.
AUGGACGAUGAUCCGAACCUCAUCUUGGUCAUCAGAGGGGUGCUGGGUGAUGCAGCUAAAGGUCUCAAACUACCCCACAAUCGUACCCGCUAUAGUGAUCUACCAGAUGGCUUCCACAAGCCUCCACCAGAUCCGCGAAGCAGGAGCUCUAGCCCCAACUCAAACUCUGAUGAAGGCGACCAAGGGAACAAUAAUAACAAGCCUCCGCGUGAGGGAAGCCUUCUAUUAACCUUCGACAAGCCGCCUGCAAAUGUCACCCGCGGAUUCACCUUCGGGACCAGCAAGAGACGCUGUGAUGUUUUGCUUGCAAAAACAAGCGUCCCCAAUAUAAGCGGGGUACAUUUCGUUAUUACAUUGGAGAAUACCGGCCAUCUCGUGCUGAGGGACGUAUCGUCGAGGGAAACUGCCGUCAGCUAUGACGGCUGGGGAGAGCAGUACCCACGGAGGCAUUUCACAUGGAUUCUAGAUCUCAACGACAAGAGAAUGAGCAUUAGUGUCCAUCUCCGUGGUUUCCGGUUGGACAUCACCCUACCCAGUCAUGCUUCCUGUCAAAGCCAGUACAAAGCGAACGUUGAUGCCUACGUGAAAGCGAGUCAAGACUCUGUUCUCAGCCUCGGUGGACUGAAUAUGCCUAGCCAAGAUCCAACUCGUCCACGUAGCCCAAUUAAUGAUCCGAUCUACUUUCCCGCCGAAACAAUUGGACACGGGUCAUUCGGAAAGGUUUACAAGGUUCUAGAUGUGAGCACAGGCCGGGAUUAUGCUUCCAAGAGAUUUCUUUUGCAUUCUGCGGAUAUAGAACAAAUGAAGAAAAAGCCGACAGAAUCGCCUGCGUUCAAACAGCACCAGACCGAACUGGUAGAGUUCUUAAACGAAAUGAAAAUCAUGAAAUAUCUUAUGCAUAAGCAUGUCGUUGAGUUUGUGUGCUAUCCCGCUGAUCCGUUGCAGAUUGUUAUGGAAUAUAUGCCCCUGGGAAGCCUUCGCUUUCAACACAGUGUUAUCCCGAUUAGUACAACAGAAAUCCAACUCGUUCUUGCCCAAGGGCUCGACGCUCUUCGUUUCAUGCAUUCCAGAGACAUCACGCAUCGGGAUAUCAAGCCGGAAAAUAUCCUCGUCUAUAGCAGAAACGGCCCCUUCAUUAUUAAAUUAGCUGACUUUGGGCUUUCGAAAUUUGGUAGUCUUAGAACGAAUGUCGGGACGCUAGAUUAUAGGGCACCUGAAUUCUUUCAUUCCCAGCCCAUAAACUAUGACAGCAGAGUUGAUAUAUGGGCUCUUGGGGUCGUCGCCCUUGAGUUCACCUAUGGUGCCACCGAAGUUAACUCUGGCUAUGACACUUAG